Molecule: messenger RNA, 1018 nt
Organism: Osmerus eperlanus (European smelt)
Lineage: Eukaryota; Metazoa; Chordata; Actinopteri; Osmeriformes; Osmeridae
Gene: mrps28
Product: mitochondrial ribosomal protein S28
Exons: 1
Coding region: 113-691 (192 amino acids)
Cellular component (GO): mitochondrial small ribosomal subunit
Source: RefSeq, a predicted model, not a curated record
UUAUCUGUGCCAAUAGUGCAGUUGUAAAAAAUAUAUAUAUUUAGAUUAGAUACCAAACAAUCACCACUACCCAGCAUCCUUCGCGUCAUCCACACCGCUUCGGCUAACCAACAUGGCAGCCUUGUGUAAGGUUGUGACAGGAUUGAGGACCCGCACAUGGCUGUUCCCUAUAAGACAAAUAUAUGGCCGUAUGUCUUUUUACUGUACAGCUAGCAUCGGUGGAUCAGACGGAGAUGCUGUCGUGGAAACGGUCAAACCAGCCUCGGAGAAACCUAAAAGUGGAUUUGCUGCAGCCUUCGAUCAGCACACAGAUCUCCAGCAGAGACAAGACCAGGCGACAGUUGCUGUCAGAGCAAUUUCCUUGAGGGAUGAGAAAUCAUUUGCGUCGAUGCUACGACACUCUCCUCUCAUGCAGAUGGGCCCAGCUAAGGGUAAAAUUGUCGUUGGCAAGAUAUUCCACAUUGUUAAAGACGAUCUGUACAUUGACUUUGGUGGAAAGUUUCAUUGUGUAUGCAAACGACCGUCGGUGGAUGGGGAGAAAUACCAGAGAGACAGCCGAGUUCGUUUGCGUUUGGAUGACCUUGAGCUGACGUCCCGUUUUUUGGGAGCAAACUCGGACACCACUUUACUAGAGGCGGAUGCCCUCCUUCUUGGAGUGAUUGAGAGCAAGGACUCAAAAACCAAACUGUAAUAGUUGCGUAGCCAGACAAACGCUGCGUUAAAGUUUGCAUGUUUAUUAUUUUGUCCCUAGACAUCAAUAAACACGAUAUUAUAAAUUUGGUGUUUGGGGCUCAUGUACCUUUACUUCUUAGCAGCUUGCACACUGCCCCAACAAACUCCAACAAAUCCCAACAUUCUAAAGUUGGCAGUUGUUGGUGAUUGUCUUUAGAAUGUCCAGAAAACCAAUGCCUCCACACUGCAGACAGUAACUUUUUUCAGCGAGCUAAUUACUUUUUCUGUGUGUUGUAGUAUCAUUUUAAGAUCAACGUCAUUCUGCGUUAUUUAUUGUGUGAUAAUA